Messenger RNA from Bombina bombina (fire-bellied toad), 2694 nucleotides. RefSeq names its product ankyrin repeat and EF-hand domain containing 1 (gene ANKEF1). The record is from RefSeq and is a predicted model, not a curated record. Gene Ontology annotation, molecular function: protein binding; calcium ion binding. Lineage: Eukaryota; Metazoa; Chordata; Amphibia; Anura; Bombinatoridae. The coding region runs from base 62 to 2395 and encodes 777 amino acids. The transcript has 10 exons.
CCGCAGUUACUGCAGACUUACAAUUACAACUGAAGAAUUCUUUCCUUUAAGGAAAUCAAAGAUGUCUGUAGUUGAAGGAAGACUAGAAACAUUACAAAUAUACAAAGUUCUUCAAUGUAUUAGAGAGGAGGACAAAGCACAGAUAGAAAAGCUUACGAAACUUGGAAUACCUAACCUUAUAAACCACACUGAGCCAUGUAAUGGAGAAGGAGCUUUGCACUUGGCUGCUGUAGCAAAUAAUGUUGAUAUGUGCAAAUUUCUGCUUAGUUUAGGAGCCCACCCAGAUAUUCAGGACAUUAAAGGUCGUACUCCUGCAAUGAAAGCAACAGAAUUAGGGCAUGAUCUAGUACUGGCAGUUCUUGCACAGGCACAGGCUAGCAUGACCAUUGUUGACAAGAAUGGAAAAGGAAUUCUUUUCUACUGCAUUUCACCCACAAAGAGACACUUACGUUGCCUCGAUAUUGUUCUAGAGCAUGGAGCUGAUGUGAAUAAUUGUACUGCAAAUGGAAUUCCAAUUCUUCUGGCGGCCUGCGAGUGCGCACAGGAGUGUAAAGAAAUGUGUCUGAAAUUAUUGCAACGGGGAGCAAAUCCCAGUGCAAUGAAUCCAUCAACAGGGCGGACUGCUCUAAUGGAGGCGGCAAGGGAAGGUGCCAUAGAAGUUGUACGAAGCAUCCUGAGCCGAGGAGGAGAUGUAAAUGUUUUUGAUCGGGAACGAUAUCAUGCAGUGCAUUUUGCUGCAAAAGGUGGAUUUCUGGAGGUGUUGAAGAUUCUGUCUGCAUACAGGGGAGACAUCGCCAUUAUUGCUAUGGAUGGGAACACAGCCCUUCACCUAGCUGCAUAUGGAGGAUUUGCAGAUUGUUGCAAGUUUUUAGGACAAAGAGGCUGCAAUCCUACAUGGAAAAACUUAAAAACACUAACAGCCAAAGCUGUUGCCAAAGAAGGUGGCUUCAAAGCAGCUAUGAAGGAAAUAGGCAAAGCAACACGGCUUUUUAAUAAAUAUUCCAAGCAAGGAGCCAAAAAUCCCAAUGCUCCCUGGGCAAUAACCCUACACGACUGGUCGUACGAAAAACAAGCAGAGCUUCGAGAAUCAUUUAAGAUGUUUGACAAAGAAGAUGGAACGAUUUCAAAAGAAGAUUUUACAGCAGUCCUCCAAGAAAAAGGUGCCCCGGUUACUGCGGAGCAGUUGCAAAAUGUUAUACAACUUCAUGAGAAGGGAAGGUCAGGACUUAUAAAUAUAGAAGAAUUUCUAAAAGGUUCCAAAUACUUACAAAAAACAUUUUUAUUAUCUUCAUAUCUGCCCAAAAAGAAAAAGGGCAAAAAAGGGAAAAAGGGGAAAAAAAGCAAGCUUUCCUUACCCAUGCCAAUAUGUACCAUGCCAAGCGAUUUAAUAUUCCGUCGUGAAGAUGGUGGUCCUCCUAAUUUUAUGAUUGAAUCUUUUCAUAAUAUAACAGAUGCCAAUCGAUUUGACCGAGAUUAUCCUCCUCAAAAUCCUAUAACGGAUGACACGGCAUGGUACAUGGAUGAACUAGAGAAAGUUUUUACUCAUAUAGGUUCUGCCAUCAAAGCUGGAGAUAUGGAAUCCCUAAAACAAGCAUUGGAAACCGGUGUGCCAGUAGACGUGAAAGAUAUUUUUUAUAAAACACCCCUUAUGUCUGCCUGCGCUUAUGGGAACGUAGAGGUUGUCAAAUUUCUUGUAGAAAAAGGUGCUAAUGUCAAUGAAACCGAUAAUUUUCUGUGGACUCCCCUGCACCAUGCUUGCCAUGCUGGCCAAGAAGACAUUGUAGAUCUACUGGUAAAAAGUGGCGCUAAAAUAGACGCUGUUGGCAUAAAUGGAUCAACCCCAUUAAUGAGAGCAGUAGAAAGCUGCAGCUUAACUUGUGUUCAGUAUUUAGUAAAUGCCGGAGCCAAAGUACAAAUUGAAAACAAAAAAGGACAGAAUGUAUUAGAUAUCGCCAAAGCUUAUGCAGACUACAGACUUAUAGAUCUUCUUGAAGCCAAACUUAAUAGUUUGCCAAAAACUGACAAGAAAGGCAAGCAGAAAGCAAAGAAGAAAGGGAAAGCCAAAACUGUGCCGAAACCCAAGCCAACGGAGGCAGCUGAAACAAUCCACGUAAAAGAAGAGGUUUUAGAAGACAAAGAGAAAAGGGAGAAAAAGAGCAGUGUUGUGCACCUAAGCAAUAUUACUGUGGGAACUACAAAAAAGUUUGACAUAACAUUUGUUCCUAAAUCGGCCUGGAUCCAGGAACCGAACACAGCAGAUAUAAUAAGGAAGAGACAACUGCAGCGUGAACGGUUUACCUAUGAAGUGGACUUUGAAAACUUUAAGAUGCCUUUUAGCAAGAACUUAUUGGAGAAGACUUUGACGUUGGAAAGCCCUAAUCCUUUUUGUAUUUGAACAGGGAAAUAAAAAAGUAAAAAGAUUGAAAAUUUGUAUGGGGGCGCCCUUGUGUCACCAUCAGUAUUAAAUACCUCUAAAUGUGGUUAUUCUAAUAUAUAUCAAUAGAAUGAUAGGAGUAUUUACUGGUAUUAGAUCCUAUUCUGUGGUUACUAGUGUGUGGUACACACAUUCAAUAAUAAACAGGGAGAUUAUUCAAAUCACACACUAUAAAAUAUAAGAUGAAGUAAUAAAUCAGAUAUUAUGCACAUAUGUAUAGGAAAAAUAGUUGUUAAUAAUAAUAAAUGUUUAUGAGUGGA